AUGCCCUUCCUAUAUCUCUUACCCUUAAUAACCCUCUAUUAUUCACAAGUUGCUCAUGUUUCUUCUUCUUCACUAAGUGUUUUGUCCGAAGGUUCAUCACUCUUGGUUGAAAAGAAACAUCAUUUGGUUUCACCAAAUGGCCUUUUCACAGCCGGAUUUCACGAGAUUGGCCAAAAUGCUUAUUGCUUUGCAAUAUGGUUUUCUGAGCCCAUGUUAGAUGGAAAUCACACAUUGGUUUGGACGGCAAAUCGAAAUGAACCUGUCAACGGAAAAGGGUCCAGGUUUUCCUUGUGGAAAAACGGUAACCUUGUUCUUACUAGUGCCGGCCAAAAAAUUUGGACGAGCGACACUCAAUCUAAUUCACAGUUGCAACUGCAACUCCUCGACUCGGGUAACCUUGUUCUUACCAAGUUAGUAAAGAAUUCCUAUCUUUGGCAAAGUUUUGAUUUUCCAACCGACACUAUCCUUCCCAAUCAGCCUUUCACCAAAGAUACCGUCCUCAUAUCUUCCAGAAGUUCCACAGAUUUCUCUACUGGCUUCUACAAACUCUAUUAUGACUAUGACAAUAUAAUCCGCCUUCUGUAUAGCAAGAAUGAUGUUACAAGUGUAUAUUGGCCUUAUUUUUAUUCAACAUCAUGGGAAUCAAGAAGAUCUACUUACAACAACAGUAGAGUUGCUUCGCUUGAUUCCAAAGGGAGUUUCCAGUCCUCUGACAAUCUUACUUUUAUUACCACAGACUAUGGUGAUGCCCUUCAAAGAAGACUGACACUUGAUGUUGAUGGCAAUAUAAGAGUUUACACACUUAACCAGAGAAGCUGGAGUGUUUCAUGGCAAGCAAUUUCAGAUCCAUGUACAAUUCGUGGAAUUUGUGGUCCAAACAGCCUUUGUACUUACAACCCUGAAUCAGGAAGGAAAUGUGCUUGCAUGCAUGGAUACAAGAGCACGAACCAAUCCGACUUGUCUUUUGGGUGUGAACCUAUACAUGAUCUUUCUGGACAUCAUGAAAAGUAUGACUUCAUAAUGCUCCCACAGGUAGAAUUUUAUGGGUUUGAUAUUAAAUUAAUUGAAGGAUCCAAUUUCACAGUCUGCAAGAACGCUUGCUUUGAUAACCCAAACUGUAAAGCCUUCCAAUUCACCUUAGAUGCAGCUAGGGGCUCCUCUAAGUGUUAUAUCAAGACUUUCUUGUUCAAUGGCUUAUACAUGGGUACUAUUUACAACACUUAUCUUAAGCUACCUAAAAAUGAGGUAUUAUCAUAUAAUAAACAUGUUGCUAACGAGUCCAGCUUGUAUUGCUCGAGUUCUAGAACUGAGCUAGAGCGUGGGAAGAAGAGUGAAAAUGGGUCACUCAAGUUUGUGUUGUGGUUUAGCAUCAUCCUAGGUGUAAUUGAAUUUACGUCCUUCGUAUUCUUCUAUUAUAUUAUCAAACAACCCUCAGGUACAACGACCCAAAACUACCUAGCAAUUGCCACUGGAUUCAAAAGGUUUACAUAUGCAGAGAUAGUGAAGGCAUCUCAUAAAUUUGGAGAAGAAAUUGGAAGAGGUGGUGGCGGUAUUGUGUACAAAGGCAUACUUCCAGACAAUCGAGUGGUAGCAAUUAAGCGACUCCAUGAGGCUUUCCAAGGAGAAGCUGAAUUUCUUGCAGAAAUGACUACAAUUGGAAGGAUAAAUCACAGGAACUUGAUAGAAACAUAUGGUUAUUGCGCUGAGGGUAAGCAUCGGAUGCUGGUCUAUGAGUACAUGGAGAAUGGCUCAUUAGCCAAGAACAUAGGCAGUAACCAGCUUGAUUGGCAAAGUAUAAUUGAAAUUGCAUCUGGCGUUGCGAAAGGGCUAGCUUAUCUACAUGAAGAAUGCUUGGAUUGGGUUUUGCACUGUGAUGUUAAACCACAAAAUAUAUUGUUGGAUGCUAAUUUUAACCCAAAGGUUGCUGAUUUUGGUCUGUCCAAGCUAUUCCACCCAGGCGUAAUGGAAAAUUCUACCUUUUCAAAGAUAAGAGGCACUAGAGGGUAUAUGGCUCCAGAAUGGGUGUUUAAUCUUCCAAUUACUUCAAAAGUGGAUGUUUAUAGCUACGGGAUGGUGGUGCUAGAGAUGAUAACAGGACGAAGUCCUACAUAUGAUCAACCACACAAUGAUAAUGAAAUGUUGGAACAAAAGAGGCUUGUAAACUGGGUAAAGGAGAAGGUCGUUGCCAAUAGUGAAAGUUUGAUAGAGACACAAAUCACGGAGAUACUGAAUCCUAUGAUAAGGGGUGAAUAUGAAAAUGGUCAAAUGAGUAAUCUUCUAAAAGUGGCUCUGCAAUGUGUUAAGGAAGAUAAAGACGCUCGACCAACCAUGAGUGAGGUUGUGAAAAUGCUUCUGCCCCUAGAGAUGGAUGAUUAGUAGAAAUAGAUUUCACUCGUAUAGUUACAAUCAUUAGAGUCACUUAUGAGUUGGAGACUAUUCAUCAGAAAAAUGUGUUUUUUUCAUGUUUUAA
Helianthus annuus (common sunflower) is the source of this 2470-nucleotide messenger RNA. RefSeq names its product putative receptor protein kinase ZmPK1. Gene Ontology annotation, biological process: recognition of pollen; protein phosphorylation. The record is from RefSeq and is a predicted model, not a curated record. The coding region runs from base 1 to 2376 and encodes 791 amino acids. Gene Ontology annotation, molecular function: ATP binding; protein serine/threonine kinase activity. Lineage: Eukaryota; Viridiplantae; Streptophyta; Magnoliopsida; Asterales; Asteraceae. The transcript has a single exon.